AUGAUUUAAUCAUGAUGAUUGAACAAGACUCGAUUCUUCACAUGUCUGGCGCUGGUAUUAAAUUCUGUAGUUCUAAUAUCUUUUUUAUAUAUUAAUGCCCCUUUUUCAAAAUCAACAUAUUCAUUUUAACGUUAAUUAAAAUGACCUAACAAAUAGGCUCAUGCUAUUUGUAUGUUGUAAUAUUUCAAUAUAGGUUUUUUUUUACAAUGUUUUUAGUCUGUUCCUAUAGAUGUUUUCAAAUGUCAUUAGAAGAGCGUAACCAUUGCUGAUUUUACGAUCAUUUGCUAAAUAAACAUUAUUUAUUUGACAAACUAUUUGCGUGGUUUGUAAAUUGAGCAAUCGAAUUUUCUAUUUUCACACCAUCUCCCGCCAAUGUCCGUAUUUAGUAUGCAUAAUGCGGUAACUAUUACCACAAGAAAUACGAAAAGUAGGGUGUUGCAGAAUUACUCCAAAUCUGUCCCCUGGUCGUUGAAACGUUUCAUUUCCGAUAAAUCAUCUGAUCGCGUUCAAAAUUUGCUUUGCAUUUAAUAUUUAUAAGAUAAAUUUUUAUUGAUUGAUUUCUUAAGUGUACAUUUUUGUUAUAAAAAUCUUUAUGCGAAGCGGUUUAAAGAACGCCAUGAUUUUUAAAGCGUUAAUAUGGAGUCUAUACUUGUAUUGUUUUGUAUAUGCUUCUCAAUAUGUACCAAUUGAAGGAGUAGAUGGCAAUGAUUGUGCUGUAAUAUUGGAAGGUUCAAAACAUUUUAUAUACAACAAUGGUCAUGGUCUACCACAACGAUCGUCAGCUCAUACUUGUAUUACAUACGACACUGUGAAUAGGGUUUUUUUGGAAAGUCAAAAUAAUCACAAGAUUUUAGAUCCAAGUGAAGUAUGGGGACCUCAACAUUUUGCCCAACUCGGGGAGCUUUUGUUGGAAGUGUCUCGUAUGCUGUCAAAAAUGUUUGACUUAAGUGCUGAAGAUGUAAACAAAUUUUUACCAAUGAUUGAUACUUCUAAAACAUUAAUUAGAAAUAUAUGUCCUUCAUGUUUAUCGAGAGUAGCUUGUAAAGCUGGAAUAUAUCGUAGACCCGAUGGUUUAUGUAAUAACAUAGCUAACCCGAACUGGGGGUCUACUAUGUCUACAUUCAACCGAUUAAUAGCUCCUCGUUAUUCCGAUAAAAUAUCAUCACCUAAAUUUUCUGCAUCUGGAGAUCCCCUACCAUUACCUAGGGUUGUGUCUCGAAUAGUUCACCCUGAUGACGGCCAUCAUGAACAUGCUGGAACUGUUAUGUUAGUUGCUUGGGGUCAAUUUAUAGAUCAUGAUCUUACAUUAACGGCAACACCAUUAGAUCCAGUGAAUAGAAACGAACCCGAAGAAUGUUGUGAUCGCCCUGAACAUUUGAAAAACAAGUAUUGCUUUGAAAUAAAAAUACCAGAAGACGAUAGUUUUUAUAAGAGUCAUAAUUUGAAAUGCCAAGACUUUGUUAGGUCGUUUCCAGGAGUGCAGUCUAAUUGUAGAUUAGGCCCAAAAGUACCGUUUAAUAUGUUGACUUCAGUUAUUGAUGGCAACACCAUUUAUGGAGUUGAUGAACUGACUUCAAGAUACUUGAGAUCUGGAUUUACUGGUCAAUUGAGAAUGAAUCCAGCUUUUGCAGAUUUAGGUUUAAAAGACCUUCUUCCAAUGAAAUUGAAUAUUCCGGAUGAAGGCUGUAUAAGGGAAAAUUCUUCACAGUAUUGUUUUGAAUCAGGGGAGGUAAGAGUCAAUGAACAACUCGUAUUGACGUGUGUUCACACAUUAAUGGCUCGAGAACAUAAUCGAGUUGCAAAAGAAUUAUCUCAAAUUAAUUCACAUUGGAAUGAUGAAGUGCUUUACCAGGAAGCAAAAAGAAUAGUCAUAGCAGAAAUUCAACACAUAACAUUUAAUGAGUUUUUACCGAUUCUCUUAGGAAAAGAACUGAUGGAUAAGUAUGAUUUGUCAACAAAAAAACAAGGAUUUUGGGAUGGUUAUGAUUCUGAAGCGAAUCCAAACAUUUUAGCAUCAUUCUCUGCUGCUGCUUUUCGUUUUGGCCAUUCACUGUUACCUAAUGUAAUAGAAAGAUGGAGCAAAGCUCAUGGAUUUAUUGCUUCCAAAAGACUUUCAGAUUUGAUUCGUAGACCAUUUGAUUUAUAUCGAGCAGGUGCAUUUGAUGAAUAUUUUAUGGGCCUUAUGAACCAAGUAGCGCAGGCAAUGGAUGAUUCGGUAACGAGAGAGGUUACUAAUAAUUUAAUUAAAAAGCCAGGAAAAGGUUUUGGUUUUGAUCUAGUUUCGUUUAAUAUACAAAGAGGAAGGGACUUUGGACUACCCGGGUAUAUGGAGUUCAGGCGUCAUUGUGGCUUACCUGUAGCCAAUACAUUUGAAGAAAUGAAAGGCUUUAUGUCUAAUAUUACAAUUCAAAAAUAUAAAAUUGUUUAUGCAUCUCCUUAUGAUAUUGAUUUAUGGUCUGGUGGCGUGUCCGAAUAUUCGGCUUCAGGUAGUGUUAUUGGACCUACAUUUGCUUGCAUCAUAGCUACACAAUUUAGUCAACUAAAAAAAGGGGAUCGUUUCUGGUACGAGCUUCCCAACCAACCUUCUUCUUUUACACUUGAUCAAUUAAAAGAAAUUAAAAAUGUCAAAAUGUCCCGUUUAGUAUGUGACAAUACAGAUAUAAUUGAUACGGUUCAGAUGUAUCCUAUGGUUUUACCUGACCAUGAACUAAAUCCGAGAGUACCUUGUAGAAGUGGCAUUAUACCAAGAAUAGAUCUAACAAAGUGGGCAGAGUCAUCAGUGGAAACUACUAAACCUAGUUCACGACACUCUAAUGUGGCAAAUAAUUUGAAGUCUGGUUUAACUGAAGCUCAGAUUUUGGUAUGUGAGAACUGUAAUAUUACUACAUCAGGAGCGGAAGAUCCAGUUGGCCGUGUUAUAACGAUAAUUGAUGUAGAUGAAAAUAUAGAUUCUAAUACAAUAUAUGGACAUACUAGAGUAAAGAGAGGAAUUGAAGCAAAAUCAUUAGCUAACGCAACUGCUGAUAACCCUCAUCUAGACUUACCGGAUGAAAUAGCUCUACCACAAAAAAAACCCAAAACCAUACCUAUUAAACGAGAAGCCAGUGUUGACAUGACCCAAGCGAUUAUGGAUGCACGUGAAGAUUAUGAUCAAGAUGACGAUAACGUUGUUCGAUAUAAUAUACCAUUUUAUGACGGACAUCGUAUUGUACAGUCUCCCACCAACUAUAAAGAUUAUUAUGCAAGUCAAGAAAAUGAAGUUCAAGAAAAGGAGGAUGAAACUGAAGAAGAUGGCGAUCAUAACUCACAUUACGAAUAUGUUCCCAUGGAAUUCGAUGACAAAGGCAAUCACAGGCCUUUGACUUUGCCAAAAUUUAUUGAUGUUAAGAAGCCUAAUUUCAAACCUAAGUAUUAUAGUCCUCCAGAGUACAAUUCUUUUGAAUCAAAUCCUCAUGAUUUCAAACCUAUUAGAGGAUCGUAUUCUAAUGGACGAACUAACACGGCUCCCUAUAGUGGUUCAUAUAAAGACACUGGUGCUAAUGUAGACUACACAGAAGGCUUGAUGAAUAAACCUUUUUCGGCACCAAAAUCUUAUAGCGAUUAUCUAGACAUAUCUACUGGUGGUGGUCCUAAAUCGUUUAUGACAAUUGGUAAUAUCUACGAAGAUUCUUCAGAUGGUAGUGAUGUGAUUAGUAUUGAUCAUGGAGAAGCAUAUAAAUCGAAUAAUAAACAUUCAAGAUUUUCGCCAUCAGAAGGAACAACAUCAAAUAAUAAUAAAGGUAAUGAUCCUUUACACCCAUUGCGAUAUUAUCAAUCGUCAACGCAUGAUAACGAAGGUAUGUACAUUAAGAUGCGAGAUGAAUAUCAAUCUAAAUUAAAGCCUCAGAGUUUUGAAUAUGACAAUUAUGAUCAGAGUGAACUUUCUUCGUCAUCGAUUAACUACAGAAAGUCGAAUUUCAAUGAACCGAAUAAAAAGAAAAAUAACGCUUAUUGGAGAAUGUCAUUCAUGCAAAAAAUUCAAUAAUAAUUGUCUUUUUU
Molecule: messenger RNA, 4038 nt
Organism: Daktulosphaira vitifoliae (grape phylloxera)
Lineage: Eukaryota; Metazoa; Arthropoda; Insecta; Hemiptera; Phylloxeridae
Product: peroxidase-like
Exons: 16
Coding region: 593-4024 (1143 amino acids)
Biological process (GO): response to oxidative stress
Molecular function (GO): heme binding; peroxidase activity
Source: RefSeq, a predicted model, not a curated record